This is a messenger RNA of Mya arenaria, 615 nucleotides long. Its product is annotated as putative nuclease HARBI1. The coding region runs from base 112 to 600 and encodes 162 amino acids. The transcript has 4 exons. NCBI's taxonomy places the organism in Eukaryota, Metazoa, Mollusca, Bivalvia, Myida, Myidae. The record is from RefSeq and is a predicted model, not a curated record.
UUCCCGAACGUGUUUGGGUGCAUAGACUGCACACAUGUCCGCAUCAGAGCACCAACACAUAACGAAGCAGAUUUCGUAAAUCGAAAAGGGUUCCAUUCAGUGAACGUUCAGAUGGUAUGCGAUGCUCGUUUCAUCAUCAUGGAUGUCGUAGCCAAGUGGCCCGGGAGCGUACACGACAGCCGUAUAUUUAGGGAAAGCAGAUUAUGUGCACAGUUGGAGAAUGGAAUGGAUGGAGUGUUGCUAGGAGAUAGUGGCUAUGCAUGUAAGAAGUACUUGAUGACGCCAUACCUGAACCCCCAGACUCAGACACAGGAGAGAUUUAACAGAUCACUCUGUAAAACUAGAGUCAUCAUCGAGCAAACGUUUGGUGUUUUAAAGAGGAGGUUUGCAGUUAUGUCGUACGGGAUAAGGACAUCCGAGAUGAAGGCUUGCAGGACGACAAUGGCGUGUGCCAUCCUGCACAACAUCGGGAUUAAGCGGGGAGACUCAUUUGGACGCUUUGUGGUCGAGUCCGACAAUCACCCAGAUGCACCGAACCAACCGGUUGAUGUUGCAGGGAAUGCCUUUAGGGACUUUGUCAGCACGACAUAUUUUUUGUAAAGUGUACUGAAUCAG